AUGCAGCAUUCUCUACUGUACAAAGAAGACUUGGCCCAUCUUGAGGGUGUGUGGUGUUGUGCUUGGGGAAGAAAGAAGGAAAAAAAGAGUCGUGAAAAUCAAGAGUUAGCUGUUACAGAUGUAGAUGAAGAGGCAUCUUGUUCUUUUCUUUCUGAGACCAAGGAGAUGUAUGAUAUUCUUAUUACGGGCUCUGUUAAUUACGCAAAAAUUUGGUCUUUCAAGAAUGAUAAAUUGGAAAUGAAGCAUAAAUUAUCUCACCCAUGGGGCGUUGUUGCAGUUUCUAUAAACUCAGAUGGGACAAAAUUUGCAUCAACGACAUUGGAACCCAGUGUUUUUCUGUGGGAUUUAGAAUCCGCUGAAAAAAUAAAAAGUAUUGAUCUUGAGAUAAAUGACAUAUAUAAAGCAGCAUUUACUCCCGAUGACAAAUUGAUUGCGUUUGGGAAAAAUACGGGAUGUGUGUUAAUAACUGAUGUGGAGCCUGAAGAAUAUGUUGAAGAACUAAGGAUUUAUCCAGAGGGGAAUGUUAUUAGUACUGUUGCUAUGAGUUCCGAUGGAAAGUACAUUGGGUGCGGAUCUCUAAGUGGCAUUCUUGAAAUUUUUGAUGCAGCUACUGGAAGAAUAAUGCAUAGAAAGAAAGGAGAAGAUGCAGCUAUUCACUCUGUGUGUUUCUCAAUAGACUGCCAGUUCUUGUUGGCUGCUUCAGAUAUUGGACACAUUGAAAUUUAUGAAACUAAAACUGGCGAUAUGGUGGGUCGUUUGCCAGGACGUGAUGCACGUAUUUUGAGUCUUGCGUUCUCUCCUGAUAACCAACACUUUGUUUCAAGUAACAGUGACAACUCGAUUCAAGUGUGGGAUAUCAGAACACAGCAGUGCCUUCACACAUUCACAGAGCAUUCAGAUGUGAUCUGGGAUAUCACUUACAAUCCAGAUGGCAACAAAAUAAUGUCUGUUUCAGAAGACAAAUCCAUAAACAUUUAUGAGAGUGUGGUGGAUUGA
Gryllus bimaculatus (two-spotted cricket) is the source of this 996-nucleotide messenger RNA. NCBI's taxonomy places the organism in Eukaryota, Metazoa, Arthropoda, Insecta, Orthoptera, Gryllidae. The record is from the annotation of a GenBank genome assembly.